Molecule: messenger RNA, 968 nt
Organism: Antechinus flavipes (yellow-footed antechinus)
Lineage: Eukaryota; Metazoa; Chordata; Mammalia; Dasyuromorphia; Dasyuridae
Gene: PRL
Product: prolactin
Exons: 5
Coding region: 1-687 (228 amino acids)
Biological process (GO): mammary gland development; positive regulation of receptor signaling pathway via JAK-STAT; positive regulation of cell population proliferation
Cellular component (GO): extracellular region
Molecular function (GO): prolactin receptor binding; hormone activity
Source: RefSeq, a predicted model, not a curated record
AUGUACACCAAAAGGUCACCGUUGAAAGGAUCAUUACUGCUACUGCUGCUAAUGUUAAACCUGCUCCUGUCAAGGAGCGUGGAAUCUCUGCCCAUCUGUCCCAGUGGGGCUGUCAACUGCCAGGUGUCCCUCAGCGACCUUUUUGACCGUGCAGUCAUGCUCUCUCACUAUAUCCACUCUCUUUCCUCAGAAAUGUUCAAUGAAUUUGAUGAACGGUAUGCCCAGGGAAGAGGAUUCAUAACCAAGGCCAUCAAUAGCUGCCAUACUUCUUCUCUUUCUACUCCUGAAGACAAAGAGCAAGCUCAGCAAAUCCACCAUGAACAACUCCUAAACCUAGUGCUUGGGGUCCUGCGUUCCUGGAAUGAACCCCUGUACCAUUUGGUCACUGAAGUACGGAGUAUGCAAGAAGCCCCUCACACCAUCCUCUUGAAAGCCAUGGAGAUUGAGGAGCAAAACAAACGACUUCUAGAGGGCAUGGAAAAGAUAGUGGGUCAGGUUCAUCCAGGUGAGAGAGAAAAUGAGGUCUACUCUGCCUGGUCAGGACUUCCAUCCCUACAGAUGGCUGAUGAGGACGCUCGUCUCUUUGCAUUUUAUAAUUUGUUGCACUGUCUGCGAAGAGACUCACACAAGAUUGACAACUACCUGAAGCUCUUGAAAUGCCGGCUCAUUCAUGACAGUAACUGCUAAGCCAAUAUCCCCCUUGUUCUCCCCCAAAUAGUUUCUCUGCCCUUACUGAUCCCUCCCUUAGGGAGAUUUUUCUAGCUUUCAUGCUUCAUGAUAUAUGCUUUUCUGAAAUGGUUCUCCUAUUAAAAACAAAAACAAGUACUCCUAGAGAACUCUAAUUGGCUACUUCAUCUUAAAGACACAUGAAGCCAAUUUGCCCAAAUUCAUUGAAUGUCAAAUCAGUGGUAAAAUGGCCAUUACCUUCUAAUGAAUGAUUCAUGCUAGCUAUACCAUUAAAGGAUUGA